UUGGGGUGUGUCUGCGAACGGAGAGAGCGUGCGUUUCAGACACCGUGUAGGCUACCCAACAAUACAUAAGUGAGAAUAAAAUGCUGCAAAAUCAGAAAUUGACACGACUCAGAGUCUGACACUUGUUUGUUCGCCAAUUCGGAGAGAGAGCCUGGAACCAUGAAGAAAUCGAGCCCGGCAAAGCAACCACAACCAGCUGAAGUCACCGUGCCAGACAUCGAGGUUACUGUGCAACAACUGAACGAGCUUUUGGCAAACAGCAGCGGAUUUUACAGUUUACCAACACAGCAUUUCAACGAGGUCUUCCCUAGAAUAUACGUUGGUAACGCGUUCGUGGGCCAGAAUCUGAUGCGUCUGCAGAAGCUGGGCGUGACCCACAUCCUGAAUGUGGCGGAGGGCAACUCCUUCAUGCACGUCAACACCAAUGCAGAUUUCUACAAUGGCUCGGGCAUCACCUACCAUGGCAUCCAGGCCAAUGACAAGCCGCAGUUCAACCUCAGUAAUUUUUUUGAGGAGGGGGCGGACUUUAUCGAGGAGGCUCUGGCACACAACAAUGGCAAAGGGAAGGUGUACGUCCACUGCCGAGAGGGCUACAGCCGCUCGCCCACCAUUGUCAUCGCUUACCUCAUGCUGCGCCACAAGCUGGACGCCCGGGUGGCGGUCGCCACGGUGAGGCUCAAGAGAGAGAUCGGCCCCAAUGACGGCUUUCUGCGCCAGCUGUGCCAACUCAACGAGAAGCUGACGAAAGAGGGCAAGUUGAAUGGGGUGAUGCCAGUCGUGGCGGCCAAGUUAAAGACCAAAUAAGACCAAAUAAGGUUGGCUCCCCUAAGAGCCAACCUGACUCAAUCCACCCUGACCAGCACACAUCACUCAGACACACAUGCACAUACAUACAUUCACAACAUGUAACAUACAUA
This is a messenger RNA of Coregonus clupeaformis (lake whitefish), 917 nucleotides long. RefSeq names its product dual specificity protein phosphatase 3-like. Gene Ontology annotation, biological process: protein dephosphorylation; negative regulation of MAPK cascade. Lineage: Eukaryota; Metazoa; Chordata; Actinopteri; Salmoniformes; Salmonidae. Gene Ontology annotation, molecular function: MAP kinase phosphatase activity; protein tyrosine/serine/threonine phosphatase activity. The transcript is spliced from 3 exons. Gene Ontology annotation, cellular component: cytoplasm. The record is from RefSeq and is a predicted model, not a curated record. Bases 160 to 804 code for a protein of 214 amino acids.